CUUCUCGAUCGUUGCCAAGCCUUCAUAUCGUUGCAAUAGGAGCUGCAGUAGUGUAGUUAUACAGCACGAUGGUGGUUGCGUUGCAGAUCGUUUGUGUUUCAGCCGUUUUCUGUGGGGCCCUACAUGCAGCUCCUACGGUCACAUAUGACCAGAGGCAACAGGGUGAAUUAAAUGUGCAGGUAGACGUGGACGAUGUCGCCAUAAUAUUGUUGAUGAGCGAUGAGUUCGCCCAGAGAGCUAUACUGCACGGCAAUAAUGUGCAGCAAAUAUUCGGGCGCCGCAACGGUGUAAAAUCGAAAAAAAAACAUCACAAGAAACCGGUGAACUGCACGAUGGCAACUGUAAAGCCGGAAGUACCCUACAGCGAGUUACCGCCAACAUACUCUCCGACAUCAUCAGAGGGAUACGAAGAACUGUACUCAACGUCGACUUCAAGCCAAGACAAAUUACAAGGCUUAGUACCCGAGGCUGCUGUAGCGCCUACAGUGUUUGAGAAUGACGUUCCGGCCGAUCUUGAUGGUCAAAAAACCAUCGUGAAUCAUGACCGUAAUCCUGAAGCUUCAACACCGAGUGCAGCAUUGGAUGCAUCUGAGAAAAAUGUCGAUUUGACGGACACUGCAGCAGGUGGUGUUGCGGUAAACUCUUCUGAAAUGGUAGCUGUAAAAACAGUAGAAAAAUCUACUAAUUCAACAACCUUGCUGGCUUCGGAGAUUGCGAACGGUUCGAAGACUGACGUAAAAACAGUCGAGAUACUUCCAACGAAUUUCGAAGAAAAUCCCGUAAGCAUAUCAUCCGAUGUAAAAACAGACGAAAUUAUUAAAGUCAAUGAAACAUCGAAAAAGAACACAAACAAUGAAGAUAAUACAAUUGAAAUAACCACCGUAAAAAUAGUAGAAGUUGUGGAGGUCGGCGGAGUCAAACCCACUGAGAUGAUCGUCAUAAAAACUAUAGAAAAACCUACGGACAGUGUGAUACACGAGGAAUUUGUCGAAGAACCUGCAGUAGUGGACGCAUCGCGUGUCAAUGUUUUGGACACGCAAGUAAAUACGAAUACAACUAACGAACCAACUGAAAUGAUCGCCAUGAAAACUGUGGAGAAACCAACAUUCUCCGAAGUCUUAAAGGUCGUUAAAAAAACAGUGGAAGCGGCUAAUGCAGUAAAAGCUGCAGACACCCAAACUGGUAUAACGACGACGGCAGAUUUGAGCAAAAGUCCUACGGAAAUGGUCGCUAUGAAAACAAUGAAAAACCCACAAACAGCAGUAAAGCCGACAGAUACUAUAGAAAAGUCUGGAAUUACAACGAGUACGAAGCUGAUGGAGAUACAAGAAGACACGAAAAAGCAGACCGUACCUUCGGUCGAAAAUAUUGUCUCAAGGUCGGCUACGAAACAAACGGAAAUGGUCGCUGUAAAGACGGUGGAAAAUUCGACGACAGUAAAAAGUGUGAUUUCCGUGAAAACUGUGAUCAAACCUGGAAUUCAAAAGUCUACGCUUUCAUCAAACAGUUCCUUGAUCAUGCGUAAAGUAGGCGAUCGCAAACCACUGCCUACAAUCACGUUAGAAGUGGCAACUCCAAAAGUACUAUAGGUAAAAUACUUGAUGAUAAUUAUGAGAUUUUUAAGAUAUUGAAGAACUAAUGUUUUUGCCAUUUUAGAAUUACGUUUAUAUAUUAUAAUUACACUUAAAUGAUAAUGUUUGUUGUGUUUGUUAGGCCAGUAUAAAAUAUAAAUUAAUGUCUUGAUGGCCGGAUUACAAUCUGAAUAUGGGUAUACCUAUUAUAUUAUAAUAAUCAAAAUAUACGUUUUUAAGAACUUCAACAUUUGUAUACAUUAUUAAAUAUAAUGCCAUUAUUUAGUUAUUUUGA
Molecule: messenger RNA, 1866 nt
Organism: Myzus persicae (green peach aphid)
Lineage: Eukaryota; Metazoa; Arthropoda; Insecta; Hemiptera; Aphididae
Exons: 1
Coding region: 69-1589 (506 amino acids)
Source: RefSeq, a predicted model, not a curated record